AUGAACGUUUUGACCGCAGAGAGAUUGGUAAGGUUGGCCUACAAAUACCCCGCUUUACAAAGCUCAUGGUACUUGAUUGCAACAGCUUGUUUAACAGUUGUUAACCAACCACAAGAAAUUCCCAAAGUUUAUCACUUUGCAUUACGUCAACAAUUAUUGACCAAUUCAGCCCCACAAGAGGCCAGCUCAACAAACCUUUUGACUGAUCUGAGCUUGAUAAGAUUGGCUCAGGACUCAAUCAACUCUGCCAAGCAGUUUCAAGACUUGUCAGCCGUGGGGGUUAACCUCCCCGACGUUUUGAUACCACAUGCAUACUACCAGGAGCUACCAUUGAAGUUCAAGUACUCCAAACAUGUUGAUAUUAUAGCAAUGCAAGACCAAUUGACUGCUAGAUUCAGAGAGGUAAUUUUAAAGAGUAUCGCAUUGAGUGGAUUGCCUAAAGCUAUCAAUGCGUUGAUGAUAUUGAAAACAGUGACUCCGACUAACUUGAAGAGCGGGCUUACUCCGGAGCGCCCUAGAAUCGUGAGUCCUGGUCAUAUUCCUUCUGCAUCCAUCGUUAGUGAAGACGUGCACGGUACCAAAUUCGAUAAAGAAGACGAUGCCACUGAAGACACAAUUGAUGGUCCAAUAAGCGAGCUGUCUAUUCACCCUCAACAAGUUGCUUCAGAUUUGGUACGGGGAUCAAACUUUUGGAAUAGUGUGUACGGCAAGAUCAACAACAGAGUCAAGAACCAAAUGUUGACAGCAUACCCAGAUUUGUGGUAUCAUGCCUUCCAUCAUGUUUAUGCGCCCUUGUUGAGCUACACCAAGAUCAUAUCUGGUAAAGAGACAUCCAUGUGUGUUGUGGCAUGUUUGAUUCCGCAGGAUGUUAACCCUCAAUUAAAGGGUCACUUGAAGGGUGCUUUGAACAACGGUGCAACUAAGGAGGAGUUGAACAAUGUUAGAUCAAUGGUGUUUGAUAUAUGUGACUGGACAGGUGGAAUUCAAUGGAAGGGAGGUAAAGACUCCGUAGCGAAAUUGUGA
Molecule: messenger RNA, 1023 nt
Organism: Lodderomyces orthopsilosis Co 90-125
Lineage: Eukaryota; Fungi; Ascomycota; Pichiomycetes; Serinales; Debaryomycetaceae
Product: carboxymuconolactone decarboxylase family protein
Exons: 1
Coding region: 1-1023 (340 amino acids)
Molecular function (GO): peroxiredoxin activity
Source: RefSeq, a predicted model, not a curated record